AACUUGAAAGCUUUAAUGUUGUGAUUUUGGAGUUCUGAUAAAAUACAAACGUUUUACCGGCAUAUAAUUGUGUUGAGGUUUUUUAGUGUACUUAAAAAUUAAACGAUACUUGAAAGUUUAUCAGCUUCCGUCAUUAUUGCAUGCCGAUUGAGGGCUUCGAAAUACAAUACCUAUAUAGUCAUAAAAAUCUUAUAGAUCGGUGUUUAGGUGUGCAUUUAUUUUUAAGAAUCAAAGGGGUAAGAUAAUAAUUAUUAGUAUCCGGCAGUAAUUGCAGUAUAAAAUGGAUUUCAAAAUGCAUGAGUAUACUCAUGCUAUAGUUAGCACAGUAACAAAAACAAUACGCAAAGGAGACGGGGCGGACUAUAGAGAUUCACGUCGCCAACAUGAUUGUUAUGUUAGGCUACUGAGUGAACUUAAUUUAGAAAUUGUUGAAGUGGACACGGGUUCCGCAUUCCCAGAAAAUGUUGUACUUGAAGAUCUGGCGUUAGUGUGCCACGGAAUAGCUCUGUUGUCGAAACAGAAACCCGAAGAUGAACAUGCAGUGAAAGCACUAAAGCAUGUACUUGAAAAAGAUCUCGGCCAGACCGUCAUUGAAGUAACUGAUCCUGACGCUAAGCUUAUGGGAUCUGAUGUCUUAUUUACAGGACAAGAAUUCUUUGUUGGUAUCUGUGAAACAACCAACGAGGCUGGAGCGAUUGCUGUUGCUGAAGCUUUCCCUGAAUUUCCAUGUACGCCCAUCAAGAUAGCAAAAGGCUCGCAACACCUCAAGAAAUACAUAACAGUGGCGGGACCAGAUGUGCUCUGUGUGGCCGCGAGUAAGGAGGCAAAGGAAUUGCUCAAAAAGAUGGAGAGAGAAGCGACAUUCUCAUACCAAACUCUCACAGUACCGGAGGAUGAUGCUGCUAAUUGCUUGUACGCAAAUGGUACAUUGAUACAUAGAGCAAUUGAGGAGAUACCACAGUCUUUUAAGGUGUUUUGUGAAAAGAUCGACUUUGCAAGACGAUCAAUUUGCUUCUCAGAGUUAUCGAAGAUAUCUUCUGGACUCAGCGCUUGUUGCCUUCUGGUUAUUUUUCUGGAUGAAAAGGUGUUUUCGUCGACUAGUGACGGUCGGGUAUCACUUUGGAGGACAAAUAAUACACGAUAUAAUCCAACAAAUAUAUUAAAAGACAGGAGGUCUGGACGUAUCACGUGUGGUGUUUGGGGCUGGAUGUCGUCUGCGGUGAAUUAUGCGAAAUAUCUGGUCGUCUCAACAGCAUAGAAUAAGAAUAAUAAGAAUAAAAUAACUUUUAUUAGGCACACCAAAUUACCACCACCAACACAAACAAAGAAACAAAAAACAAUAUCAAAAUACACUCUUAAAAUUAAACAAACAUAAAAAUUAAAACUAAUAUAAUUUGUGUGGCGACUGGCGACCUAAAGGGUAAGGCCGCUCAGCAUAUGCUAUGCCGAUGUAAUCAGCAUAGCGCUGGUUUUCAGGGCCCCACCAGACAACAAAACGCUUAAGUAUAUACUAAAAUACUAUCCGAUAUUCUAUUGCCAACAGCGCAUCUCAGUUACCCUGGAGUGGCGCCUAUUUAUGUGUUGCAGGACAAUAGUGCAAUUCAUAACUCUCGAAUUACUCGAGAGUGGUUCUGUACGCAUAGAGAGGCUGUAAAAUGAAUAAAUUUCCCUCCAAAGAGCCCUGAUUUGAAUCCCAUUGAGAAUCUUUGGGGUUUAAUGGUUCAACAAUGGGAUCCAAAUCAGGCUCGAACCUAUGACUCCCUACGUUCUCACGCCUUUCACAUUUGGGAGUCUUUGCGAGGCUCGCAAAUGUGCAAAAAUAUGGUUGCGUCCAUGCAAGAGCGACUACAGGACGUUAUAAAUGCUGAUGGUGGCUAUACUCGUUUUUAAUUUACUAUGUUUAUAUACAGGCUGUUAGUGUAAACACUUCUUGAAACCAGUGGUUUGGUUCCAAAUAUAAUGUAAAAAUUCCAUUAAAAACGGUGGUAUAUGUGGUGAAUCUAUAUUAUGUGGAUUCAAAAUUGCUUCUAGAACAAGUAUAAUGUGUAAAUAAAUGUUUGAGUUUGUGUGGAUGGUGUGAAUAGGCGAGCGUCUGAUCAAACGCCGUUUCGAAAUAAUUUUGAAGACAGAAAUAUUUUUUUUUUUCAUUGAGUUUACGUUCUAUGAGUGAAACCAAAGCACUGGUUUUAAGGAUAACGAUCUUUACACUAACAUCCGGUAUACUCGUACUCGUAAUGUAAUAAUUUUAAUUUCAUUUUUAAAUAAAAAACAUUUACAAAAUAUAAUGUUUCUUUUGUUCAUAUUCUUACCCCAGCAAAAUACAAAACACUAAUUCAAUAAAAAACGUUUCGCCUUUUUUAAAUCCUAUCCUAUCUUAUCCUACUACUUAGUCCUACUAUAAUCUUACUUCCUAUCCUACUAAUCUAGUAUUAUAAAUGCGAAAGUUUGUGAGGAUGCAGUGUAUGUGUGUGUUUGUUACUCUUUCACGCAAAUACUACUGAACCGAUUACAAUGAAAUUUAGCAGACAUAUAAAGGGUAACUUGGGUUAACACAUAUCUAGGUUUUAUCCCAAAAUUCCCACGGGAACGGGAACUAUGCGGUAUUUCUGUGAAAACGCAGGCGAAGCCGCGGGUGGAAAGCUAGUGUCACAUAUUAAUUAUGCUUUUUGUGAGGAAUCUAUUAUAUUUUACAAUACAGAAAUUAUAAAAUUGUGUCAGAUAUUAUUGCCACCUAGUUGAUGUCACAUAUUUAUGCCGUGAGAGGUUGUCACAAUUAUUUGCUGUACGUUUUCGUCACAUAAUUUUGAUGCCACUUUAUUAUGCUGCCUACUAAUGUCAGAUAUUUUUGCUGUAUACGGGCAGACCUUGGGGCAGACAGAUGUUAUUGAACUCGUUCUUGUGACAGAUAUUUUUGCUAAUCUGCAAGUAGUAAUAUACCUAUUUAUGCUUCUGACUGUACGUACAUAAUAUUCUAAACAGAAACACAAACACAAGAAACAAGUACUUGAACAAGAGUAUGUUAUACUCAAAUUUAUCUAUGUACAUAACAAUAAAUAUUGCUUCCAUUUGCAAACUUUUUUACAAUAUAACGUAGAUAUUACACAUUUAAUCUCAUACAGAAAACAGGUCGUAUUAUAAAUUUAUAAGAAUUAAGAACUUUCAUUUUCUAUUUAUUGGGUAGAUUAAUAAUUUGUAUACUCAGACAUUAUUUAAAUUUUGAUCAUGUUUUUUCAUUUCAAGGACACACAAUUAAAAAUAAAAUAAGAUACGCAAUAGCAAGAAAUAUUUUGAACAAUAUAGUAAAGAUAGUUGCAUGUUAACGUUUUACAAAACUUUCAAUUCCGAUACAUUAUAUCUUUUUGGGGUACGUUUUAAUACAUUUUGUAUGGACAUAAUUUAAAAACUUCGCUCUUAGUAUUAUUUAUUAACUGUAUCGCUUCCAAUUUAUAUGUAGAAGCCUUUAGCUUCCUAUACGCUGGUCAAUUUAAUAAACUAUGAAUACUCUAGGAACCUGAGAAAUACCUGAUUGUAAGUAGUUUCUGGUAGAAGUAGAUAUUAGGAUAUUCGAAUAAAAAUGUUUAUUGUCCUGUUAUCCUCUGAAUAAAGGUUUAAUCUAACAUUUUUAACAUUUUUAAAAUAUAUAAUCGAAUAGUUACUUGUACCUGUAAAAGUAGUUCUGAUAUAAAUUGGCAAUAUACUUGUUUAUACGUUAUGUAUGUGCAUGUAAUAUUCAAUAAAAUUGUAUAAUUUUUAAACUUCGCACAAUAUAGCUGUGAGCUUAUCCACAUAUUAAUUAUGCACAAAUAAGUAUUUAUUAGCAUUCCCCUGUAUUAUUAGUAUGAUAAUUAUCGAUAUAUCGACGUUUUUAAUAUUAAAUCGUAUUUAUUGUAUUGUUAAAUCGUGUAUAGGUAGUGCUUCUAAGUAAAUGUUAGGGGGAUUUGUAUCUAUGUAAUAGAUUGUAGAAUCCGUUUAUUUAUUUGCGAAUUAUCAAUGUAUGUAUUGUAGUUUCCAAGUUUGUUUGUGUUUAGUUAUAAGAGUUUCGAUGAGAUUGUCUCCUGUUUCAUUUAAUUUUUGCUUGACUACGUCUUAUCACAUUGAUAUCGCUUCGAAUACUCAUAUUAAUGUAUAAUUUAUUUAUUAUAUAACUAAGAUGUCUUAAUUUUAGCUUAUUUUGUCUGACUUACAUAAAUAGAAUGCUUUGUAUACUUUGUUAAAUAAUUUAUAAAUAUAUUUUAAUGUAAUUUUUGUCUGGUUGAAAGCAAAACUGUGAAUUUAUUAAGAGGAAAUACGGUUAGUAUUCUCGCCAUAGAAACGCUCUUAACUGUUUUCUCCCUGGAUAUUGAUCGUAAAGCAAUGAUUUUUUACAGAAGAAUAAUUAAUUACCAACUUCUAUGCCCCAUUACCAACUUCUAUGCCCCCUAUGUUUUAUAAUAUUAUUUAUUAAUUUAUUGAUAACAAUUUAUAACACAAAUUAUCAAAUAUUGAGAAAAAAAUAUGCUUUCUUGAGUCUCACGUAACUGUCGUAGGGGCAAUAUUGGAAUUUGCCGCCAUUUGUCUUAUUUUCAAGUUAAUUUGCCGCAUUUCCUCUUAAUACGCAAAGAGACCAAGGAAUAUGGUUGUUGGUAUGGAAAGAACAUUCACUUAGAAUAUCUCGAUAUAUUUACAUUAAGCUUAGCGAUGUCAUGAAUCUCCUUUAAACUAUGACAAUGGAUGUAUGGUAGUGCCCAAUAAAAAGCCCGAGUGAAAAA
Colias croceus (clouded yellow) is the source of this 4748-nucleotide messenger RNA. Its product is annotated as N(G),N(G)-dimethylarginine dimethylaminohydrolase 1. The transcript has 6 exons. NCBI's taxonomy places the organism in Eukaryota, Metazoa, Arthropoda, Insecta, Lepidoptera, Pieridae. Gene Ontology annotation, biological process: positive regulation of nitric oxide biosynthetic process; arginine metabolic process. Bases 281 to 1258 code for a protein of 325 amino acids. The record is from RefSeq and is a predicted model, not a curated record. Gene Ontology annotation, molecular function: amino acid binding; dimethylargininase activity.